This is a messenger RNA of Drosophila miranda, 2902 nucleotides long. It is a transcript of the gene Unc-76, whose product is annotated as fasciculation and elongation protein zeta-2. The coding region runs from base 253 to 1620 and encodes 455 amino acids. The record is from RefSeq and is a predicted model, not a curated record. Gene Ontology annotation, cellular component: axon; cytoplasm. NCBI's taxonomy places the organism in Eukaryota, Metazoa, Arthropoda, Insecta, Diptera, Drosophilidae. The transcript is spliced from 5 exons.
UGGUGCUCACUCCGAGGCUUUUAUCUUUGUACGUCGUCGUUGUUAUAAUUGAAUUCAAUUUGCCAGCGAAUCGGUUCAGCAAAUAUUACUCACGACUUAAUCGAUCGAGUGUGUGAUUUUUUUUUAUUGUUUUUCCUAACUGUGCAGGUUUAAAAACGAAACUCUGGACAGUGCUUAACUCAAAAUAAACUACAUAAAAUAACCAAGCCACCCGAGUGCCAAGUGCUGAUUCCUGCUCUUUGCUCGCGUGCCAUGCGUGACCUCGGCACCAAAAUGGCCGAGCUAAAAUUCGAGGCUCCCCUGGCAAAGUUCGAGGAGACAGAUGAGUGGGGCGGCUGUGACUUCAUCUCUAACCAGAACGCCCUCAAUGACACGCUUAACCUGAACCUGAAGGAGGUCAGUGUGGGCAGAAAGCCAGAUGCCUCCAAGCUUCGCCUCCUUGAAGAUGCGGUCCGUGACGCGCAUAUCAGCAAGAACGGCGGCGUCGGCAGUAGCGCCGGGACCAUCAGUCCCAAUUGCAAUUCUUUGUUGAGCGGAUCCGUCACCGAUCUGGGCGUCUCCGACGCGGGCCUGGUGCCUGGCGACGGAGAGGGGCUGGACAAACCGUCGGCGGCCCAAGGGGAUCAUGUGGACAACUUCACAGAGACAUUCGGCGGCAGCCUGGAGGAUCUGGUCAACACGUUCGACGACAAGAUAACUAAGUGCUUCGGCAACUACGAGGAGAACGUCGAGGAGCUGGCCCCGGUGCAGGUGCGCAGCCAGGAGGAGAUCAUGAAUGAAUGCCAAAUGUGGUGGACCAUCACUGGAAACUUUGGAAACAUUCUGCCCAUCGACUGGUCCAAGUCGUAUACCCGUCAGAUGCACAUGCCCACACUCAACCUGGGCCAGAACCACACAAAGCAGCAGCAGCAGCAGCAGCAGCAUCAGCGCAAUCAGCACCAGCUCCAGAAACACCAGCACUCGUAUCCACACACUCCAGGCGGCGACGAGUUUAACGAUCUGGCCAGUGAGGACGAGGCGGUAGCCAACGACUUGGACAUGCAUGCGCUGAUCCUGAACGGCCUGAACGGGGACAUCGACGACCAGCCCAUCAAGACGGUCGAGGAGGUCAUCAAGGAGAUUGACGACAUCAUGGACGAGGCAGAGAGUCCCUUGGAUGAGCCCGACACCUGCGAGUCGGAAGUCAUAGAGAAGGCUCGCGAAGUGCUUGGGGCGCCCCUGUACGCAGAAAAGCUACAAUAUCUCAGCACAACACAGUUGAACGAACUGUACAUGGAGAUGGAGGUGCUGAUCCAGGAACUGAGCGAGACUCUGAUCAACGAGCUGGCGCUGCGCGACGAGCUCGAGUACGAGAAGGAGCUAAAGAACUCAUUCAUCUCCCUGCUGCUGGCCGUGCAAAACAAGCGUCGACAAUACCACGUUGAGAAGAAGCGUGGCAAGUUCCAGGGUCCCGAGCCCAAAUACUUGACCACUGUUAUUCCGUAUCACCUGGAGAACGGUACGCCCAACAAUCAGUCCCUGCAGGUCCUGAUCAAGAUACUCAAGGCCAUAAAUGAAGACAGCCCCACGGUGCCGGCUCUUCUCACGGACUACAUACUGAAGGUUCUCUGCCCCACAUAAGCGAUGCAACUGCUAAGGAACCCAAUCUAUCGCUUUAUCUCUCUGUCUGUGUUUAUAAAACUAUACCGAACGUCUAUAUACAUACACACGUGCAUAUAAAUAUUAUAAUUUAACGAUUAGAUUUUAUUCUAAACGAUUAUUUUAAUUGCUAUCCGUUUCUGCAAACACUUUCUCAGCCAAUGAAAAUGCUUAGAAGAUAGCCGAUGAGAUUUCCAUAUAUAGAUCAAAUAUGUAACAAAUAUGUAACACAUGUAACACAUACAUACAUAUAUAGACGUAAAUAUCGAAUUAAAUAUUUGCGGAAAGUGUGCUAGACAUAAUUGGCCAGUCCUCGCCACGGCGACUAUUCUCACUUCUCUCGAAUUGAAUCCGCUUGGAAUCCUCUACAGCCAGUAAUAUUUACACUAAAUCGAGUCAUAUUGUUAGAGAGCAGAUUCCAACUAAGCUUAAUAUAUUUACAAAUAUACACAAAUGUAUCUUUAUGUCUAAGGAGGGGAGUGGCAAACUAUCUCUAUUGCACAGAUUGCACAGAUCACAGAGAUCGCAGAGAUCGCAGAGAUUGCACAGAGGAUGUAUAUACUUAUAAACUUAUUGCUUAGUUCAUAUUGAUUCUCGUUGUAUUGAUCGAUCCAAGCGGGACUCUCGUUGUUCGGCAGCAAAUCCCUAGCCUAGCUUGUACCAUAUGUAACUUAUAUGUAUAGAUUGUAAGUUGUGUAUGGCCGCAGACCUCUAGCUGGACAGGGACCUUUCCAUAUGCCGCCGAUUCCACAUGUGUUCGUCGUGAAAUUAUAUAAACCUUAGCGUCAAAUUUGCAUCGUUUGAGACAGGAUUUAGGCUCAAGAGAUUGUUUUCGCAUCAAUUUAUGUUUUUAUAUACAUUAUUUAAGCGUUUUUGUUUUUUUUUUUUUUGCUCAUGGCCAUAAAACGCGUUUUGUUUUGUUCCAAACAAAAGAUUUGAAAGGGAUUAAUAUAAUUUUAAUUUGCAUAGGAAACGCUGUGUUAUUUACUUUUACCAAGCAAGCAUAAAUACAACUAAUAAAUAAAUAAAUAAAGACUACAAAUAAAAACAAAAGAAAAAAAUGUAGUUACAAAGUCAGUCUGGCGCAUAGUACUGUUAUUUUUAUUACGAGGCCUAUUUUUUCUUCUUUAAUUAUUAAGCUACUUUCACACAAAACAAAGAAUCCAAAACAAAAAAUAUAUGAAUAAAUAAAAAAUACAAUUAUAUAAAGGUGGCAUCGUCAAGUCCAACAAGAACAACAUUUAUAUCAUGUAUUACAUUUCAC